UCCUAGUACAAGUUUGGACCUUUGGCACAGUGAGGGGCUCAGAGGAAAAGGAUACGACCGAGGACCAAAUAAAGCACUUUACUGCUGGCAGGCUGCGGGACAUUGCUGAGUGUGAGUCUCUGAUGAAGUCUGAGAUGAAGCAUUCAUACACCAUUUUUCUAGAACUCCUGAGAGGAAGGAUGGAACAGCUGAUCAAAGUUAUCCAGAAAGUGAACGAGACAGAGCGUGAGGGGAUUCAGAAGAGGAUGGCGAAGCUGAAGCAGCUGCAACAGGUUCAACAGUUGGUGAAUGAAACUGCUGAGAAAGCCAGAAACAUUAGUGACCUGCCGAGCCUGCUUGUUUACACAGCACUGAUUGACUCUCAGUUGAAGGAUCUACCAGAACAGGACCUGUCCCCACCUCAAACCAUGGCUAAGAUGAGGGUUGUCACUGACAAACAAGCCCUGGAGACCAUUUUUAACUUGGGUGAACUAGAAGUUUUAUGGAUCCCCUUCAGUGUGUCAGCAACCUCCAGUCAGGACACAGAAACUCCAGCCACUGCCUCCUCAUCCUCCACCACUACUUCUGCCAACCCAGCAUCCGUCUGGAAGCCCCUCCCCCAAACUGGGACCUCCACUGACUCUGAUUCAGCUGUUGCAGAGAAUCCUGUCUCUGUAUCACUGAAGUCCUCGUCCCAUCAGGUGCCUCUUCCAUCCUCUUCUUCACUGUGCUCCACCUCUUCCUCUUGCCCCUCCUCUGCCACCCUUUCCACCCCCACCUACUAUACACGUAAUUGCACUCAGUUGAGCCUUCCUGCCUCUUCCUGCCGGGAGCUAAACCAACCCAGUGUUCCUGUUACCGCGACCAGUAGACUCGCCUCUUCGCAGCCUGGCACGUCUCCGUCCUCCUUGGCUCUGAAGACUUUAUCUCACAUGAAGAUGAAGCAAGACCAGAUGUUGCUGCAGAUAAAGCCUUCCAAGCCAGUUUCUACCUCACUGACCCCGCAGCCGGCCAUACCUAGCCCCCCCCUGUUAGCUGAUCCAUCUGCAUCCUGUGCUGUCCUCAGUGUUGUCCCACAGUCUCUGCCUUCCCAGGUUCUUGUGACCAGUGUUCCUGUUACCACGGCCAGUAGACUCACCUCCCCGCAGCCUAACACGUCUCCGUCUUCCUUGGCUCUGAAGACAUUAUCUCACAUGAAGAUGAAGCAAGACCAGAUGUUGCUGCAGAUAAAGCCUUCCAAGCCAGUUUCUACCUCACUGACCCUGCAGCCGGCCAAACCUAGUCCCCCCCUGUUAGCUGAUCCAUCUACGUCCUGUGCUGUCCUCAGUGUUGUCCCACAGUCUCUGCCUUCCCAGGUCCUCGUGACCAGUGUUCCUGUUACCAUGACCAGUAGACUCGCCUCCUCCCAGCCUGGCACGUCUCCGUGUUCCUUGGCUCUGAAGACAUUAUCUCACAUGAAGAUGAAGCAAGACCAGAUGUUGCUGCAGAUAAAGCCUUCCAAGCCAGUUUCUACCUCACUGACCCUGCAGCCGGCCAUACCUAGUACCCCCCUGUUAGCUGGUCCAUCUACGUCCUAUGCUGUCCUCAGUGUUGUCCCACAGUCUCUGCCUUCCCAGGUACUGGUGACCAAUACCCAGACUGUGUACCAGCUGUCCCUGCCCCUCACUCUCACCUCAGUUGUACCACAGUUUGCCCUGCAGCUUCCCAGUUCAGUCGUGUCCUACACCUUACCUAGGAUCACCUACCCUCAACAGCAUAAAUGUAGCAGCCUGAUGGAAAAUGCUGUCCCAGGACAGUCUAGUCCAGCCUCUGUCACUUGUGAGAUACCUCCUGUGGUUACUGCAGGAAACUGUACCUAUGAAGGGCAGAGGCACGUGGUGCUGCAGAACCACAAGCAAACAUCAGCCGACUAUUCAAGUCCUGUGGUUCCCACUGGGCCCUUGUCCGCCUUGCAGGGUCUCGUCAAUGACAUUAGGACUCAGUUGUUCCCUGUGAAGCAAGACCGGCACAGUCACGUGGUGAAGGCAGCGGCGGACUCUGCCUGUGAUCACGGUGUUCAACAGGUGGAGGCGAAGCAGCAGGACCCUGCAGAGAACGAGCCAACCUCUACCAUGAGUGAAGAACCUCAACUCACAGGGAAACUGCCUGAAUGUGAAAUGACAGAGUGCGACACUGAAGAACUGAGCUCUGUGACUGGACAGCAGGACUCCAGUCUCAGCGAAUGGCAGCCCAGAGUGAUUCUAUUCAGACUGCCUUUGUCCCUGCCCCCACCUGGACGUCCCCUCCCUAGCUUUCGUGUGCUCCCUGGUGACAAUGAAGAUGAGAUCUACCUGGAAGAGAUGAGCAAUGACUCUCAGUCCAACGCUAGUGAUGUCUCUGACUGUGGGGAGCUGCUGUCACCUCAGGAGUCUCCUGUGGCCCUGCAGAUAGUUUCCUGCUCUGCCUGUGGAUCUGCCAAUGCUUCAAUAAUCUGCCUGUCCUGCGGUCGGGGGUACCACCGAACCUGUCAUGUUCCCCCCAUCGGACCCGACAUCUGGUCAGAGUGGGUCUGUUCCUUGUGCCAGGACCUGUCGGACCCAUCGGACCCCUACAGCUCGGAGAGACCCCAGAGACCACCUAGUCCCUGUCUCAGUGUGCUGGAGCAGAGGAGGUGUGAGAGUCUGCUGUUGUACCUGAAGAUUGAAGGCUGCAGUCGACUGUCUCAGUCUAGACAUGUCUGGUCUCGUCUGAAGGUGAUCUCAGAACGUCUGACCCUGCAGCGCUCUCCUCCCUAUCUGGCAUCCGCAGAGUUCAUCUCUGAUGUCUGGAGUGUGCUCAGGCAGGCAUCGUUCUCACAGGACGACGACGUGUUGAACAAACUGCGGGAGAGUUUUCAGAUCAGGUCAGUAAAAAUGUUGCGUUCAAAGCUUCAUUCUUCGCUGCUGACACCACCACACAGAGGAGGGGACUGCACAGAUCCACAGCAGCUGCAGAGACCAGACACAGCGAGCAGCACUCGGUCCAAACUGAAGGAGACCAGGAAGAGGCUGAGAGAGUUCCUGACCUGGACUUCAGAAGCCAAGAGGAUGAAGAAAGACGAGAUGGGGAAGUGAGAACGAGGGGAAAGUGGCUCCAGACGGCCUGCGCCUGUUCAGCUGUCGUCUUUCAUAUCAGAAACAGGAGGAGACGUCACCUGACCUGUCAUUUCACUGUGAAUGAAUGAAUAAACACAGGUGACUUCACAGUUUCCUUUUCCUCUAAUGAAGACCUGCCAAAGUUUUAGAAGGUGAAGCUGCUGACUUUAAAUGUCGUGUGUCAAACAUGCAACCCUGAGA
Monopterus albus (swamp eel) is the source of this 3293-nucleotide messenger RNA. RefSeq lists its product as uncharacterized. Bases 123 to 3071 code for a protein of 982 amino acids. The record is from RefSeq and is a predicted model, not a curated record. The transcript has 10 exons. NCBI's taxonomy places the organism in Eukaryota, Metazoa, Chordata, Actinopteri, Synbranchiformes, Synbranchidae.